AUGCCUUUCCACCCGGUGACGGCGGCGUUGAUGUACCGGGGCAUCUACACCAUCCCCAGCAUCCUCGCCGAGCAGCACCCCGUGGAGAUCCCCGAGGAUGAGCUGGAGGAGAUCCGCGAAGCCUUCAAGGUGUUCGACCGUGAUGGCAACGGCUUCAUCUCCAAGCAGGAGCUGGGCACGGCCAUGCGCUCGCUGGGCUACAUGCCCAAUGAGGUGGAGCUGGAGGUCAUCAUCCAGCGCCUCGACAUGGACGGUGACGGCCAGGUGGACUUUGAGGAGUUCGUUACACUGCUGGGUCCCAAGCUGUCCACCUCGGGCAUUCCAGAGAAGUUUCACGGCACAGACUUCGACACAGUCUUCUGGAAGUGUGACAUGCAGAAGCUGACAGUGGACGAGCUGAAGCGGCUGCUCUAUGAGACUUUCUGCGAGCACCUCUCCAUGAAGGACAUCGAGAACAUCAUCAUGACAGAGGAGGAGAGCCACCUGGGCACGGUGCAGGAAUGCCCUAUCGAUGUGGAGACCUGCUCCAGCCAGCAGAUCCGACAGACCUGCGUGCGCAAGAGCCUUAUCUGCGCCUUCGCCAUCGCCUUCAUCAUCAGCGUCAUGCUCAUUGCUGCCAACCAGGUGCUGCGCAGUGGCAUGAAGUAG
Molecule: messenger RNA, 648 nt
Organism: Rhea pennata
Lineage: Eukaryota; Metazoa; Chordata; Aves; Rheiformes; Rheidae
Gene: CABP7
Product: calcium binding protein 7
Exons: 5
Coding region: 1-648 (215 amino acids)
Cellular component (GO): trans-Golgi network membrane
Molecular function (GO): calcium ion binding
Source: RefSeq, a predicted model, not a curated record